Anopheles maculipalpis is the source of this 2372-nucleotide messenger RNA. RefSeq names its product G2/mitotic-specific cyclin-B3 (gene CycB3). The coding region runs from base 138 to 2372 and encodes 744 amino acids. NCBI's taxonomy places the organism in Eukaryota, Metazoa, Arthropoda, Insecta, Diptera, Culicidae. Gene Ontology annotation, biological process: mitotic cell cycle phase transition; regulation of cyclin-dependent protein serine/threonine kinase activity. The record is from RefSeq and is a predicted model, not a curated record. Gene Ontology annotation, cellular component: cyclin-dependent protein kinase holoenzyme complex; centrosome; nucleus. The transcript is spliced from 4 exons. Gene Ontology annotation, molecular function: cyclin-dependent protein serine/threonine kinase regulator activity.
CGUAGACCUCUUCUUCGAACACCUUUGAACAAGCUUUUGUUAACGGCCAUCUGGAACCUGAAGGCCGAGGAUCUGAACGCACACAAUUUGCCCGCGCACGCAUCGCAUCGCCAAAAAAAAGGAAACCACCGACGACGAUGGCAUCAAACAGUAAUUUUAACACCAUUGCCCUAAAACAAACAGCAUGUGCCGUAAAUGGUAAUCGUAUCGGCGUGCCGAAAAGUGCUCACAGCCCGCAUCGCAAUUGUCCUGAAGAAAUGGUGGAAAAGGGUACCAAGCGCAAGGCGGACAUGAGCCUUGCCAAACAGGAAAUCGGUGCCAAACGGUUCGCGCUUGGUAAUCUUACCAAUGCUGAAACAACAACAGGCACCACAGCGUCUACGAUCGGAUCGGUACUGAAAAGCAAGAUGACCAACUUUCUUAGCAAGCCGAUAUCGUCCAAAGCUGCUUCGGAGGUCGGUACCAAACCAACAUGGAAGCCAAAUGAUCAACAUUUCAAGAAAAAUAAAGUGCCGAAGAUUCAUGGCGUCCCGAGGAUCAUGACGCGCGCUGCCAUGCGAAAGCAGCAAGCCGGGGGAACAAGUCAAAAAAUACCACAACAAGAGAAGCCCAUUGCACUCAUCAAGGACAAGGAGAAUGUGCCAUCGUCGUCGUCAGGGAAUGGUGCGGAAAAUGCUGCUCUUGCACACGGACAGCUGCGUAAAGCGGAUGUCGUCGAGUUGCAGGGUAAAUCGAAACCUCUUGCGACGACGGCUGUCGAUAACCGAGUGUCAUCGUGGAAGAACGUUUUGCGAACACGAUCGGUGGCUAUUGUAGCCGAGGCAGAAAGUACCACCCAAGAGAACACAAACUGUGUGGAACAGAAAAAGUCUCAAUCAAUAGUGAGCAACAACAACGCUUUAUCGAAACGUUCCGAGCUGAAGCCUAAACGGGCUCGGGCAUCCAGCGAGUUUGAAGCGAGCGAUAGUUCACUGUAUGUGACGGCGGUUGAAAAUUUCGAAGAUGCAGUUUCGACCUUUUCCGGUACAAAAGCGGACGGCGCAGGCGAGGGUGAAGCGCAAUACAAGAAACCACAGCCGGCAGUGAUUGUCCCAGCGCCAACCGGUCGAUCGCAUCCGGCCAAACCAAAGCGGGCUGGUGGUCGUGGUUCCAACGAGUUCGAGGACAAUGCGCUGUAUGUGACGGCAGUAGAACAUUUGGAUGGAGGAGGCGGCGGCACCGACGGUACAUCAUCGACUAAAGCCAAUGUUGCAGCAGCUGCAAGUCAAGUAGCUGUGCCGACUAUUUCCACGGCAACGCUCGACAAGAAAGCAAAGACACGACCGGGAGAGGAUGCAAAUGAGCCGUGGAAAAUGUUGAUCAAAGAAAAUGUGGCCCUCACCCGGGCUGCAACGGCUGAAAUCGGUAUGCCGCGCAAACAACCGCCGGCCGGGAUUGAGGACUACGAUCUUUGCUACUGGAACGAUAUCUACCAGGUGUCGGAGUACGCUCAGGACAUCUUUGAGUAUCUGCAGGUUCGGGAACCUUCCUACACCAUACCGGACUAUAUGGGACGGCAGAAGCAUCUGACGAAGCGUAUGCGGGCGCUGCUGGUCGAUUGGAUGAUUGAGAUACAGGAAACUUUCGAGCUGAACCAUGAAACGCUUUAUCUGGCGGUAAAAAUAUUAGACACAUACCUGUCCCGCGUAACGAUUGGUCAUGAGGUUUUGCAGCUGGUAGGGAUUGCCGGUAUGCUGAUCGCUUCCAAGUACGAUGAACGCUUACCACCGACGGUGGAUGAUUUUGUGUACUUCUGUGACGGUGCCUAUGAUCGUAUGGAUCUGCUGAAAAUGGAACGUACCGUGUUCCGUACGAUCGAAUAUGAUCUUGGAUUUCCACUAUCGUACCGUUUCCUGCGCCGGUACGCACGUGUCAACCGUAUACCGAUGAUGACGCUCACGUUGGCGCGCUACAUCUUGGAAACGGGGUUGAUGGAUUACGACACGGUGCUGGUGCGCGAUUCGAAGCUUGCUUGCGCCGCACUCUUCAUUGCCCGGCGUAUGUUGGACCAACCGGGAUGGAACGAUACACUCGAGCACUACUCAUCUUACAAGAUGGAACAGUUUAGAGAUGCGGUCGUACUGCUCAACAACGGUAUGUGUUCACGGCAAUAUUCCUUUGAUACCGUGCACAAAAAAUACUCCCACGAGCUGUUCUUCGAAGUGGCCAAACGCCCUAUCAUUACGAACAUGGAGAAAUUAUUUGCCACCGUUAACGUUUCGUCUGAAGCACCUAACACCGUUGUCGCGGUACCGAGCAAUUCAAUCUCUGCAGCCAAAGAACCAGUAGCCAUUUCUACCACCACCAACACUACGUCGACAGUUAACAAAUGA